GUGAAUGAAAAUGCAACUACUAGUGCAGCAAAUGUUAUUUCAAAUGAAGAGCGAGACAAAUUUUUGGAAGUGAUUAAAGAAAACGAGAAGGUCGUGUUGGAGCAUGCAGCAAAGGUCCAGGAAAUGCUGACGAAAAAUGAAAAUUUAACCAAGCAAAUGACAGAGUUGUCAGCUGAAGUAGCAAAAACAAACAAAGGGAAACAAAAAAUUGAAUCUGAAUUGAGUGAAACAGCAAAGAGGUGUGCUGAUUUCCAAAAGAAAUGCGCUGGCUUUUUCAACCAAGUUGUGAGUUUGAAUUCAAAGCAACAAGAAUCUGAGGAGGAGAUUUCUUCAUUGAAACAAGCAUGUGAAAACCUACGUGCACAAGUUGCUGAGAAAGAAACCAUGAUGGUCAGGAUGAGAGAUGCUGUAAGUAAAACAUAGUUGAGUUAAGAAUUCUGAAAUUACAGACUAUUAAACUUCAAAAGUUAUGGGAGUCACUUUGUUAACAGUUUCCAGACCCCUCCAUAAAUAAAAUUUACGCAAAAAUAUCAAUAUUUUAGCAUAUUUUGUCUCUUGGCAGUUAAAGAUGUAUGAGGAUGAUUUGCAACAUGUAAAUGAGGAGAAAGCAGGCAUGGAGGAACGACUGGAUACAUUACAACAAGAAAAUGCCCGCUUGGGACGUGAAAAUCAAGCACAUGUGGAAACAAUACGUCAUUUUGAAGUAAGGAAUACUUAUAAGUGAGUUUUACUAUAAACACUAUGGUAUAGCAGAUGAUGUUCAACCAGUGCUUUUCCAGUUAGUUGUUCUGGAAAGUUUUGAUUGUGUCUACAGACAAAGACACACAAUGACAGAUGGUCUGUGUUACGGUUGAUCCAUUUUGACCGAUUUAUUUUCAGUAUAACUUGAGCGAAUAAGUACAAAUGAACAAGUUAAACAUAUUACUUAAAUAGAAAAUUAGUCUUAUAAAUUCUUGAUUUUUAGAUCAAGCGCAUUAUUAUUUUUUAAUAUAUAUAUAAGCAUGAAAUGUUUUCAUUGCAGAAUGGAGCUUUACAGCCAAUUGUGGUAGCAGAUGGUGCCGGCCAUGUUGAUGUAAGUUGUAAAGUUUCUACCUUUCUUUUAUGUUUUCACGUGGGUUUGUGUCACCACAAUAACAUUUUGGUUCGGUUUGGUUGAAAAUUGGAUGAUUAAGUUACAGUAAGAUGAAGUAAGGAAUAAUUUAUAUAUAAGUGAGUUACUUUAUAAAAAUUAUUAUUCAUUACCUUAUUUGUGUUUUUCAAUAUAGUAUUAUAUUUACGACGAUCAAGAUUUUGCUGGAAUGUCACUCGAUUAA
Paramuricea clavata is the source of this 1313-nucleotide messenger RNA. The record is from the annotation of a GenBank genome assembly. NCBI's taxonomy places the organism in Eukaryota, Metazoa, Cnidaria, Anthozoa, Malacalcyonacea, Plexauridae.